Messenger RNA from Tripterygium wilfordii, 2482 nucleotides. RefSeq names its product arginyl-tRNA--protein transferase 2-like. Gene Ontology annotation, cellular component: cytoplasm. The record is from RefSeq and is a predicted model, not a curated record. Lineage: Eukaryota; Viridiplantae; Streptophyta; Magnoliopsida; Celastrales; Celastraceae. The coding region runs from base 91 to 2106 and encodes 671 amino acids. The transcript is spliced from 7 exons. Gene Ontology annotation, molecular function: arginyl-tRNA--protein transferase activity. Gene Ontology annotation, biological process: protein arginylation.
AAAUCCAACGACGCCGUUUUGGUGUGUAAAGAAAAUUAAAAAUCCCAGAUAUCUUGCAAGUUGCAAAUGAAGAGUUGAGAGAAUCGGGAAAUGGCAGGGAAGAUGAGGGGCGAAGCCAGCAGCAGUGGCAGCGAUAGAGGAGACAGCGUGGUGGUUGAUUGCGGCAGGCGUAGAAGUUCGUGCGGCUAUUGCAGAUCCGUUGGUCGCAACAGCAUCUCUCACGGUUUAUGGGCGCAUAGUAUUAAAGUUGACGACUACCAAGUUUUCCUCCUUGCAGCCAAAGUGUGUGUUACUUGGGCUUUAUGGUUUGUCUUACUUGAUGUUGUCAUCUUGACACAUCACAGUGCUUACCCAAUGCAUUGGACCAACAAUUAUCUACUAGAUCAGGGUUGGAGAAGAUCUGGCUCUUUCCUCUACAAGCCUGAGAUGGAAAGGACCUGCUGCCCAUCUUAUACUAUUCGUCUAAGGUCAAAUGAUUUUGUUCCUUCAAAAGAGCAGCUUCGAGUGUCUAAGCGAAUGGAAAGGUUUCUAGACGGGACGUUGGAUGUGAAAAGGGAAUUUGAGUCUAUAGAUAAUGCGAAGACAUUUAAUAGUUCCUGUAACUCUGCUCAUUAUAAAGUUUCAAACUUGAAAGCAAGGGGAUCUUCAUUAGGUGAUGCUGAAAAGAAUAACAAGGAAGAAGCAAUCAUGCAAUAUUUGUCAGACGAAAUCAACAAAGGGGCACAUACAUGCAUGGAAAGUUGGGAUUUUCCAAAGGAUAUUGAAUUAGUAAAAGCUUCCGUCAAAAAGGUUUCUCCAGCCAAAAGGAAGCUACAAGUUGAAGGAUCAGAAAUUCUCAUGUAUUCCAGUAACAUUGCAUUUCAAUUGGCAGCCACUUUAAGGAAGGCAAAAUCAGCUAAAAAAGAUGUCAAUAAGCUAGAAUUGUCAAGAAAUGAUGCAGAAGAUAUUGGUUUGUCCCCCAAAAGUAUGGCAGAAAAGUUGUCUGAUUCUUUAAAGACGGUCGGAGAAAAUUUUGGUCUAUCAAUCAAGGCUUGCAAUGGACACAUCAACUUUUAUUCUUCUGCAGAAGAAGCUUCUUCAGAUGAAAGUGCUGUAGUUGCUCCUGCCCCCAAAAGAUCUGCCAUAGGGUGUAAAAGUCAAGGAUGCUGCUCAAAAAGUACUGCUGAACAUCCCCAGCAGAAAAGGCGAAAGCUUGAAAUACGUAUGAAGAAGUCCUGUUUUGAUCCAGAAGAGUUUGCACUCUAUAGACGAUAUCAGAUGAAAGUGCAUAAUGAUACCCCGGAUCAUGUCUCAGAGAGCUCCUAUAGGAGGUUUCUGGUUGAUACGCCCUUGGUAUUUGUUCCACCAUCAGGUCAUGGCACAGUUCCUCCUUGUGGCUUUGGGUCUUUCCAUCAGCAAUAUGUAAUUGAUGGCCAGCUAGUUGCUGUUGGUGUGAUAGAUAUCCUUCCUAAGUGUUUGUCAAGUAAGUAUUUAUUUUGGGACCCCGACUUUGCCUUUCUGUCACCAGGAAAAUAUUCAGCUCUGCAGGAAAUCAGAUGGGUAAAAGAGAAUCAGUUCCACUGCCCUAGUCUUCAAUAUUAUUAUCUUGGGUAUUACAUUCACUCCUGCAGCAAAAUGAGGUAUAAAGCUGCAUACCGGCCUUCAGAGCUUCUCUGCCCUCUUCGUUACCAAUGGGUUCCAUUCAAUAUUGCUAGGCCUGUGCUUGAUAUAAAGCCUUAUGUUAUCUUAUCAGACUCUACCAACUCAGGGAACAGCGAGUCCACACCAACCCCUGCAUCUGAGAAUGAUUUGGAUUCACAACAUGAUAAUGUCGGAGACAAUUCAGAUGACGUUUUUGUAGAUGAUGAUGAAGAAAUGAUUGACCCUAAAUUCGGAAGCUCUGAUGAUGAAUCGGGCUCGGAAACCAGUUAUCUUCCAUCGAUUGAAAUCGUAGAUGGCGAUGUCAGUAAUAUUUUAAUUGGGUUAAAAGGAUCUCGCUUGAGAUACAAGGAUCUACAGCGUGCGUUUGGUCCAACAGAGGGAGCUUACUUGGAAUCCCAGCUGCAUGAAUAUAAGAAAGUUGUGGGUGCAGAGCUAUCUGAGCGAAUGGUGUAUUCUCUUGGGUGAUAUAAUUAUUUCGGGACCCGGAUUUCGUAAUAAACACCAGAGGAGCGUGUUCCAAUGGUUUGUGAUGGAUUCCUACCGGAGCAACUCCUGAUGGAAGCCGUUGCCCAUCUCUGAUCUUUCUUCAGCUGGGAUGAUUUCUUUUGGAUUCAAGUUCCAAAUAUUGUUUCACUUGUACAGAUUUUCAAGUCCUGGUUCGUCUUGCAUUCAUCCGAAUAAAGCUGUUCAAUGGUAUUCUCUCAAAACUUGGGGGGUCUGUUUGAAUCUUGUGUUCUUUCUUCUUAAUUUAAAAACUGUAGUUAUACUUGUGCUUCAUUCAAGAAAUAUCUUGUUUGUGGAAUCUGUCAUGGUGAACUGAUUAUCCUUCCCUUUACCUUUA